Soboliphyme baturini is the source of this 240-nucleotide messenger RNA. The record is from the annotation of a GenBank genome assembly. Lineage: Eukaryota; Metazoa; Nematoda; Enoplea; Dioctophymatida; Soboliphymatidae.
AUGGCGGUGAGUUCGUUCAAAGUGCCAAACCUCUCGAACAUCCGUUCUGAAAAGACCUUGAUGUGCAUCAAUCUGUUAAUGGUCGAACCACAGCAGAUCAAUCGCGCACUGCCGCUGAAUCAGCGACCGUUGACGAAGAUUGUCAACAACCUCAGCGGUGUUUCUUGCCCGACAAUAAAUACUGGCGUAAACGACCAACGGUCUUCCGAAAUUAUUAUGUUACUGUGCUAUCUCACAUGA